This is a messenger RNA of Morone saxatilis (striped sea-bass), 1244 nucleotides long. RefSeq names its product acetyl-coenzyme A synthetase 2-like, mitochondrial. The record is from RefSeq and is a predicted model, not a curated record. Gene Ontology annotation, molecular function: acetyl-CoA synthetase activity. Bases 57 to 1130 code for a protein of 357 amino acids. Gene Ontology annotation, cellular component: mitochondrion. The transcript is spliced from 5 exons. NCBI's taxonomy places the organism in Eukaryota, Metazoa, Chordata, Actinopteri, Moronidae. Gene Ontology annotation, biological process: acetyl-CoA biosynthetic process.
GAGAGAGAGAGGCUGUUGAGGUGUCUCAGUCUUAGUUCUGGAUCCAGAGGAUCAACAUGGCUCCCGGCAGCAGGGGGACCGGACUCUUCAGGACCCUCCUGAUCCGCUGCACGACCCCGGGACCGGGUCAGGCCAGGACCGGACUACACAGAUGUCUCUCGUCCCUGCCGCCACCGGGGACCUGGACCUCCGAGCUGUCCCGGCUGUGCCACCGUGAUCUGCACCGGCUCUCGGUCACGGAUCCGGAUCAGUUCUGGGGGUCCGCUGCCGCUGACAGACUCCGCUGGAUGAAACCGUUCCACCGGGUCCGGGACUGCGAGCUCAGCAGCGGGAAGAUCAGCUGGUUCCUGGGAGGGAAGCUCAACGUGUCNGUAAACUGUCUGGACGUCCAUGUUGAGAAACAUCCGGACCGAGUGGCUCUGAUCUGGGAGCGAGAUGAACCUGGCACUGAGGUGAAGAUCACCUACAGAGAGCUGCUGGAGACCACGUGCCGCCUCGCCAACACCCUCAAGAGCCACGGGAUCCAAAAGGGGGACAGGGUGGCCAUUUACAUGCCGGUGUCGCCGCUGGCGGUGGCGGCCAUGUUGGCGUGCGCCCGUAUCGGUGCGGUGCACACCGUUGUGUUUGCUGGCUUCAGCUCCGAGGCUCUGGCAGGGAGGAUCCAGGAUGCACAGUGUAAAGCCGUGCUCACCUGUAACGAAGGUGUGAGGGGCGGCCGACUCGUCAAACUGAAGUCGACGGUGGACGCGGCGGUGAAGAACUGCCCGACUGUCCAACACGUGUUUGUUUCUCAGAGGACGGAGACGCCGACCGCGAUGGGAGAGCUGGACGUCCCCCUGGAGGAGGUGAUGUCCUCUCAGUCUGCUGUUUGUCCUGCGGAGCCUCUGGACAGUGAAGAUCUUCUGUUUCUGCUGUACACAUCAGGAAGUACAGGCAAACCUAAAGGCAUCGUCCACACACAGGCUGGAUACCUGCUGUACACCUCACUGACACACCAGGUACACACACACACACACCUCACUGACACACCAGGUACACACACACACACCUCACUGACAUGCCAGGUACACACACACCUCACUGACACACCAGGUACACACAAAGGGGCGUGUGGAGAGCUUUUAUUUUGAAAACCUGGCUGUAAGCUGUGAGUUGGAAGGAGCUCAGUUCUUUAACGGUUGUAAUUCGGGUCGUGUUUGAGCGAGGAAGUAAAGACAAAGGAGAGCAGUUACACAACAGGCCGA